AUGCAGCCAAGCAACGUGCAGUUAACAGCUCCGAUAUGUCCGAACAACGUGCAGUUGACAGCUCCGAUGCAUUCGAAGCAACGUGCAGUUGACAGUUCCGAUGCAGCCGAGCAACGUGCAGUUGACAGUUCCGAUUCAGCCGAGCAACGUGCAGUUAACAGAUCCAAUGGUUUUGUGAAACGUGGAGUUAACAGCUCCGAUUCAGCUAAGCAUCGUGCAUGUGAUGGCGCACAUGUAUCCGAGCAACGUACAGGUGACAGUUCCAUGCGGGCGGAUGUGCCUCGGCUGCUUCUGCUGCUAUUGGGUCUAUGGGGCUUUGCGGCCCUGUGCUGA
This is a messenger RNA of Trypanosoma rangeli, 333 nucleotides long. Its product is annotated as group II trans-sialidase superfamily. The transcript has a single exon. NCBI's taxonomy places the organism in Eukaryota, Euglenozoa, Kinetoplastea, Trypanosomatida, Trypanosomatidae. The record is from RefSeq and is a predicted model, not a curated record. Bases 1 to 333 code for a protein of 110 amino acids.